UAUAAUCUAAAUUUGUAUAAAAACAAAUGAGGUGACACACGUCACCUUAUGCUUCACUUUAAACACAAAUUUUGUAUCAAAGUUCUUUUAUUAUUGAGUAUUAAAGGUUACUAUAGAAAGUGUCUAUAUUCAUUUAUAUUUUGUCAUAUCUUACAAAUAAAAAUCUUUUUUCUUCUGAUUUGAUAAAUUUUAAUUUGGCCAUGUUCUCUUCCAUUAUAACAUUAUACAGAUAUUCAAAUACAAACACUUUGAAAGCAAAAAUGCAGUGUCUUAUUGCAUUAGCGACAGGAACACUGACAAAACUUGGAGAAUCCUUAGUUGCACCAAUUGGAAAUCAAUUUGGAUAUCUAGUUCACUAUAAGAAAAAUAUAAAAGAUCUUAAAAGAGAACUCAAAACAUUGGAAGGUAGAAAGCAAGGAGUGCAAGGUGUGGUUGAUGAAGAUAGAAGAAAUGGACGUCAAAUUGUAUCAAUUGUACAAGAUUGGCUCUUCAAAGUGGAAAGAAUAAUAGAUGAAAUAGAAAAAAUUAAUGAUUUUCAAGUAGAAAACAAUGAAUGUCUUGAUAUAUGGUCUCCAAAUUUGGUGUCAAGGUAUUCAUUAAGUAAGAAAGCAAAAAUAUUGAUAAUGAGUGUUACAAAAUUAAAUGAAGAGAAAUUUGACAUCAUAUCAUACUCUCUACCAACACCAAAACUUGGAUCCACCUUCUCAAAUGUUAUCAAAAGUUUUCCAAGCAGAAAAUCAAUUAUUACAGAGGUUUUGGAGACAUUGAAAGAUGAAGAUUUUAAAAUCUUAAGUAUAUGUGGAAUGGGUGGUGUGGGAAAGACAACACUUGUGAAAGAAGUAAUUAAAAUUUUAGAAGUAUGCAAGCUAUUUGAUGAAGUUGUAAUGGUAGUGGUUUCUCAAAAUCUUGAUUAUGUGAAAAUUCAAGGUCAAAUUGCGGAUGCUUUAGGCUUAAGAUUUGAAAAGGAGACUAUUCAAGGGAAAGCAUGUCAACUACAUGAAAGAUUGAAAGGUGUUGAUAAUAUUUUAAUAGUUCUUGAUGAUGUUUGGGUAAACUUUGAUUUUGAGUCUAUUGGAAUUCCUUCCAAUGAACAUCAUAAGAAUUGUAAAAUUUUGUUUACAUCAAGAAAUGAAGAUGUUUGUUAUAAGAUGGGAAGUCAAAAGAAUUUCACGGUUUCUAUUUUGUCUCCAAAUGAAAGUUGGGACCUUUUUCAUGAUAUAGUUAGUAGAAAUCUUUCAACCAAGCUUGAUAUUCUUCACAUAGCAAAAGAGGUUUCAAAUGAAUGUGGGGGGUUGCCAAUUGCCAUUGUUACAAUGGCAAAAGCAUUAGCAAAUAAAGAAAAACAUGUAUGGGAAGAUGCAUUAGAUCAAUUAAAAAGAUCUUCCAUCCCUUUCCUUUUAGAAAUGCAAGCUUGUGUAUAUUCAAGCAUCAAGCUAAGUUACAAUUUUUUAGAUAGUGCAGAAGAAAAAUAUGUUCUUUUCCUUUGUUGCUUAUUUCCAGAAGAUUUUGACAUUCCUAUAGAGGUUCUACUCCGGCAUGGAAUGGGUUUGCAAUUGUUUAAUAAUAUUAAUGCAUUGUGGAAAGUUAGAAAUAGAGUGCACACCAUUGUUGAUAAACUUAAGAGGCGUUUCAUGUUGUUAGAUGGUAAUGUGGAAGAGUGUGUCAAAAUGCAUGAUGUUAUACGCGAUGUUAUCAUAUCAGUUGUAUCUACAGAAGAAUAUGAUUUUAUGAUACAAUGUGAUGGAUAUCAAAUGGAACAAUCUAAAAGAGAAACAUGUUAUCAUAGCAGUGCGAUUUCACUUAUCUCCAAAGAAGCAAAAGAACAUCCUAAAGUGUUAAAUUGUCCAAAGCUUAAGCUUUUGCAAAUAGCAUCAAAGAAGAAGGGUUUGGUUCCCGAUAAUUUCUUCCAAUGUGUGAAUAAGCUUAUGGUGCUUAGUCUACAAAAUGUGCACAUUCAUUCAACGGCUUUAGUAUUUGAAGCUUUAGACAACAUCCACACUCUACUACUAGAAGAUUGUCUUGUAAGUGACAUAUCUAUAAUUGGUAAGAAACUCAAAAGGCUUGAGAUUCUUAGUUUUUCUAACUCAAAUAUCAAAGAAUUGCCAGAAGAAAUUGGACAACUAAGUUCACUAAGGUUAUUAGAUUUGACUGAAUGCAAUGAUCUCAUUCAAAUAUCUACUAAUGUCUUUGCAAGCUUAUCUAAACUAGAAGAGCUCUAUAUUAGAGUGCGAAGUCUUUCUUAUAAGGAAACUAAUCACAUUCUUUUUGAGUUACAAUCUUUAUCUCAUCAUCUGAAGGUCAUAGAGAUUAUAAUUUUGACAAAUGAAGAUUUACCCAUAGAUUUGUUCUUCAAAAGUAUUGAGAGAUUUUGGGUUUAUUUGGGAGAUUCUUCUACUCUUUCUCAUGGCAUUGUUCGAAAAGGAUACUUGCAUCCAAAUAUUUUGAAGUUGAAUAAUGUAUAUUACAAAUAUAUCAAGAGGAGUGUGACAGUUCAACAAUUACUUGAAAAGGUUGAAAUUCUUAAUUUGGUUGCUAUAAAAAACAUGAAAAGUGUCAUAUUGGAGUUAAAUGACAGGGGUUUUCCAUUUUUGAAACAUCUAAGUAUUGAGUUUUGCAACAACCUUGAAUAUAUUGUAGAUGUAGUUGAUGGUUUUAUCUUUCCUCAACUUAUAUCAAUUUCUUUAAGUAAUUUAGAUGAUUUAAAAGGGAUAUUCAAUGUGUCUAGUUACAUGAGUCAAACAAGUGACUUUGCAAAGGUUAAAUCCAUCACUUCAUCUCAAUGCCUUGGAACCCUUACAAACCUUAAAAUAGAAUAUUGUAACAAGUUGAAGACGGUCUUCACAUUGUUUCCAAGAACAAUUAGUUUGGCUACACUUCAAUGUUUGCAUGUGGUUGAAAGCUAUGGAAUAGAAUGCAUCAUCUCAAGUAACAAUAAGUAUGACGAGAAGUCAUUGAUUGAGUUUUCCAAUUUAGUAGAAUUGAAGUUGCAAGAAUUGCCAAACUUGAUUGGAUAUACAAAUGUUAUUCGUGAGCAUUGUUCCUCGACAAUCCAAAUUCAUGAAUCCAGUGAACAAUUAAUUGAAGAUGGUCAAUUGCUUAGUUCAAAAUGUGUUGAUCAAAUUAUGCCAAUUGCUUCUCUUUUCGAAUCUAACUGUAUGCAACUGUUCCCGAAGUUGGAAAAACUCUUCUUACAUGCAUGUUCUUCGCUAGAUAUGGUGUUUGAUCUGCAAAAAUCACAAUUUCAUGGUGAAUCAAUGGCUUUCUUAUUUCCUCAGUUGAAAGAAAUAGAGAUAUCUUGGCUCAGUAAGUUAAGACACAUUUGGGGUAAUGUUCCAAGCUACAUUCAAGGCUUUCAGAAUGUGAAAUCAAUCAAAGUGAAAAAAUGUGAUUCCUUAGGGUUUCUUCUAACUCCCAACAUUGCAAGGGCACUUACUCAGCUUCAAAAAAUGGUCAUACACAGCUGCCAUUCCAUGGAGAAAAUUGUUGGAAAAGAAGAAAACCUAAAUGGUGAUGAUGAAGAAAAGAAUGUGGAAACCCUUGUGUUUGGUCAAUUAGAAUCUCUAACACUUAUUGAUCUUCCAAACCUUAUGAGUAUUAUUUCAGAUUCCUAUGAAGUAAUGUGGCCAUCUUUGAGAUUUGUAUGCAUUGAUGGAUGCCCUCAGCUUGUGACAUCUUCCAUGUUUACUCAAACUGUGGCAAGGCAAGAGAAUUUCAAUGGCUCAUCAAGUUGUUCAACAAGAUGUGAUGUUGCAAAUGGUACUUUUAAAGAGGAUUCACCAAAGUUUCUUCAGUGUUGCCUUGGCUGCACCCCACAUGUAUUUUCCAACUUGAAGUUUAAGGCUUCAUCAACAGAGAAAGUCCCUUCUGUCAGCAAUACAUAUUCCAAAGCAGAAACAGUAUCCUCCAUUCCAAUUUUGGAACAAAUGCAAGUAAAAGGAUGGGAUUCACUAGAAGUCAUGUUCCUUCUCAAACAAAACCAACUUUCUGAUGCCUCUAAUACCAAUUGUUUAGUGAAGUUGAUACUUGCACAAACACCUAAAAGUUCUGUAGAAAUCACUGCAUUCAACAACCUCACUGUCUUAACUAUAGAUUCUUGUCACAAGUUGAGAUAUCUGUUCUCAUAUUCCAUAGCAAAGCUCCUAGUGAAAUUGCAAGAGGUAAAAAUGUCAAACUGUAAGGUCAUAAAGCAACUAGUCCAAAGAGAUGGAGAAGACAGUUUAACUCUAUUUCUUCCUCAAUCAAGUUCUGUCAAAGUAUUUGAAAAUUCUUCAUCUAGUGACCAUGCUACCUCUUCCCAAGAGGCAUGUGCCUUAGAGUGGUCAUCUUUGAAGAGAAUCAGCAUAUCUCACUGUGGAGUUCUAGAAGUUGUUGUUGGUGAAAUAGGGGAGAAAAUAGAUACCAUAAUUGCUUCAUUUGCUCAACUGCAAUCUCUUACACUGAGCCAUCUACCAAAUGCUGUAAGCUUUUGUCUGAGACAUUGUACAUCAGAAUCACCAUCCAUUGAGAACAUCCAUGGUAGUGGCUAUCAAAACCAUGAGGCAACAAGUAAUGAAGAAAUGAGAAUCAUGAGAGUUGAUCCACUGAUAAAUGGCUUUAUUUUUCCUAAUCUAACAUAUCUGGCAAUAACUAGCUGCAACAAAGUUAGAAAUUUGUUCUCUCCUUCAACAUCAACUAGCUUUGUGCGUUUGGUAGAGCUAGAUAUAUCUGGUUGUAGGGAGAUAGAGGAAAUAGUGUCUGCAGAAGAAACACAAGGGAAUGUGAUUAAGAUAGUGUUCCACAGCUUGCAACGUCUGAAACUUGAAAACCUACCAAAACUCAAGGCCUUCUGUCAGAGUUCCUAUGGCUUUGAUUUUCCAUCAUUGCAUCAAGUAUUGAUCAAAAAUUGCCACAUGAUGCAGACAUUCUCUCAUGACCCUUUAUACACUCCAAAGUUGGAAACAGUCACCAUGGAAAUUGGAAGUAUAACCAAGAACAUGUGGAUGGGAGAUUUGAAUGCUACUGUACCACUUUGCAAAGGACUUUUGGCUUUUCAAACAUCAGAGACACUUGGAUGGAUCAAGCAGGAUACAUGCAUACAAAGAUACUUCACCCAUGAAAAACACUUGACAGUUGAAAGUUUUCAAAGGCUGCUAAAACUAGUUCCCUCCAACGUAAUACACAUAUUUCAAAAUCUAAAGGAACUCACUAUAAAAAAUUGUGGUUCACUGGUUGAGAUCUUUGAAUCACAUGGUGUGGAUGCAAAGCAAAUGCAUGCCAUGGUACAUUACAAGCUAGAAGCAUUGAAUUUGUAUUGUCUACCAAAACUGAUCAACCUGUGGAAAAAUUAUGAUGGAGUUUUGGGAUUCCAGAAGCUAAGAAUACUAAAUGUGCAACACUGUGGCAACUUGUGUAAUUUGUUCCCUCCAUCGAUAGCCAGAAGUCUAGUACAACUCAGGCACCUACGAGUUCAUAGUUGCCACAUGAUGGAGGAAAUAACUACCAAGGAAGAUGAGGAAUCAGAAGGAUCAAAUAAUGCUAUGAUUGUAUUUCCACUUUUGAACAAGCUGGAGCUUCGUUAUGUUCCCAACCUCAAAUGUUUCUCCUCGGGAAAUUUCAAUAUUGAUCUUCCCUCAUGUGAAGAAAUGAUAAUUGAAAAAUGUCCCAAGAUGACUACCUUCUGCUAUGGAUCAGUAACCGCAGCAAAGCUUCCCCAUAUAUAUAAAGGUUCAUAUGAGUAUGUUGACAUAAUGGGAGACCUUAAUAUGACCAUCUAUCAUGCUAAUGAGAGUUUGAAGGUUGCACAGCAAACAUCGGAGACAAUCUCAUGCAUUGAGCAUGGUCAACAGCUGCAGCCUUACUUAAGAAGUGAUACAGAAUUGGUUGUUCAAGGUAGUGAAAAUCUGUUGUAUUGUAUUCCAUCCAACAUGCUGCAUAGGUUCCAGCAUCUAAAACAACUCAAGUUGCAUGAUUGUGGUUCACUGGUCGAGAUAUUUGAAUCAGAGGAAGUGGAUGGAAAUGAAGAUGAAGGGGGUACCACAACACCAUACAAUUUUGAUCUGCAGGAACUGCAUCUGUAUGAUCUUCCUAAACUGAUGCACAUAUGGAAAUAUGAUGGUCGAAUCUUGAGCUUUAUGAACCUUAAAAAGCUAAAGAUUCAGCAUUGUCAUAGUUUGAAAAAUGUGCUUUCUCCUGAGAUGGCCAUAAGCCUUUCACAACUCCAAGAGCUUUCAGUACAUGAAUGUGAGUUGAUGGAAGAGAUCAUCACUAGAGAUGAGAAACUAUCAGAAGAACCAAACAAGGUUAAGAUUAUAUUCCAGGCAUUGCAAUGGCUAACCCUUUACCGGCUUCCAAGCCUUAGAUGUUUCUGUUCAAGCACUUACCAUUUUGAGCUGCCAUCCUGCCAUGACAUAACCAUUACAGAAUGUCCUAAGAUGGAGGCUUGCCAUGGAAACAAAGGCACCUCAGAACUUCCUUCUGUCUCCUUUAACAAUGGUCUCAGGGCAGGAAAGAGAUCUAAAUAAGAAUGGAAAUACAUUGUCUAAACAAUGUAACUUCAAAUUCGCUAUCUAAAUCAUGUGUUGUACAUUUGGGAUUCUUGUACCCUCAACUGAGACUUGUGCAUAUUACUUAUAUUACUAUAAACUUUUCCAGAUUUUGUACCUGUUUCUACUUGAGAUACUUUUUGUUAUUGUUGACGUUCUACUUAGGAUAUGA
This is a messenger RNA of Vigna angularis (adzuki bean), 6693 nucleotides long. RefSeq lists its product as uncharacterized. NCBI's taxonomy places the organism in Eukaryota, Viridiplantae, Streptophyta, Magnoliopsida, Fabales, Fabaceae. Gene Ontology annotation, molecular function: ADP binding. Bases 201 to 6500 code for a protein of 2099 amino acids. The record is from RefSeq and is a predicted model, not a curated record. The transcript has 6 exons.